GAUUUGCCGAAGACGAGUUCAUGUGUGUACAUCUGUGGUGUACAUUUAACUGCUCUUGACAUACGUUAUUAGAAUAUCCCAACCGUUUUCUAUUCCUCAGUUGAUUUACGGAUAGAACAUGCCCAAGGUUCGUAGAAGUAAAAAGCCUCCACCUGAUGGAUGGGAAUUGAUCGAGCCAACUCUUGAGGAGCUAGAACAAAAGAUGCGUGAAGCUGAAACAGAACCACACGAAGGCAAAAGGAAACAAGAAUCUCUAUGGCCGAUAUUCAAGAUUCAUCAUCAAAAAUCUCGAUACAUAUACGAUUUAUUCUAUCGUCGCAAAGCCAUUAGUAGAGAGCUCUACGACUAUUGCUUGAAUGAGAAUAUAGCAGAUAAGAACCUUAUUGCAAAAUGGAAGAAGGUUGGUUACGAGAAUUUAUGCUGCCUACGUUGUAUUCAAACACGAGAUACAAAUUUCGGAACAAACUGCAUUUGUCGAGUUCCAAAAGGAAAGCUGGAGGAAGGAAGGAUAGUAGAAUGCAUUCAUUGUGGGUGCAGGGGUUGUUCUGGCUGAAUAGUCAUUAAAAUAAACUAAUUAAGGCACUGAUUUUAUUAAAUUGAUUCAUUCGUUGUAACGGCUGUACGCGAAAAUACUUAUUUUGUAAAUAAAUGCAUUCUUCAAUGUUCUACUUCA
Messenger RNA from Athalia rosae (coleseed sawfly), 673 nucleotides. RefSeq names its product protein BUD31 homolog (gene l(1)10Bb). Lineage: Eukaryota; Metazoa; Arthropoda; Insecta; Hymenoptera; Athaliidae. The record is from RefSeq and is a predicted model, not a curated record. The transcript is spliced from 3 exons. Gene Ontology annotation, cellular component: spliceosomal complex; nucleus. Gene Ontology annotation, biological process: mRNA splicing, via spliceosome. Bases 119 to 553 code for a protein of 144 amino acids.